AUGGCGUUUGCUGCAAGAAGAAGUCUGUCUCUCCGAACAAUCCUCUUUUGCAUUUUCUUUCUGAUCGGCUUCUCAUUUGCCGAGGAAGCUUCUCACGACGGCGAUUCCCCAAAAUUUCCUGGCUGCGAUCAUCCUUACAAUCUGGUCAAGGUUAAGAACUGGGUUAAUGGUGCUGGAGGUGAAACUUUGACUGGAAUAACUGCAAGAUUUGGAGCUUUUCUGCCAAAAGAGGCGAAAAAUGGUGUCAGAUUGACGGCUGUUUUCUCUAAUCCAUUAAAUAGCUGUUCGCCUUCUUCUUCCAAGCUAUCUGGUUCUGUUGCCAUUGCUGUGCGUGGUGAGUGUGACUUCACAACAAAGGCUAAAGUUGCACAGUCUAGAGGUGCAGCAGCUCUGUUGGUGAUAAAUGACAAAGAAGAGCUUGCUGAGAUGGGUUGUGAAAAGGAUAGUUCUGCUCAAGAUAUUUCGAUUCCUGUUGUACUAAUUCCCAAUUCAGGAGGUCAAUCUCUGAACAGAUCUAUAAUGGAUGGACAGAAAGUGGAGCUUCUGUUCUAUGCACCUGUUCGUCCUCCAGUGGAUUUGUCCGUGAUAUUCUUAUGGAUGAUGGCCGUUGGAACAGUUGUUUGUGCUUCACUUUGGUCUGAGAUAGCUGCUUCCGAGGAGAAUGAGGAGCGGUAUAAUGAAUUGUCACCAAAGGAAACUUCCAAUGCCUCAGCAUUCAAAGAUGACGCUGAGAAAGAUUUCCUUGAUAUUGAUGUGAAGAGUGCGGAAGAAAAUUUGGAUAGAAUGAUACUUAUGGAAUCAAAGUCCGGUGGAAUUGAGAAUCAGAACUAG
Messenger RNA from Dovyalis caffra, 831 nucleotides. Lineage: Eukaryota; Viridiplantae; Streptophyta; Magnoliopsida; Malpighiales; Salicaceae. The record is from the annotation of a GenBank genome assembly.